Molecule: messenger RNA, 3312 nt
Organism: Paraglomus brasilianum
Lineage: Eukaryota; Fungi; Glomeromycota; Glomeromycetes; Paraglomerales; Paraglomeraceae
Source: the annotation of a GenBank genome assembly
AUGUCCUUAAUGUGCUUCCAUUCUUCACAUGCUAGUAUAUGGCUUCACCAGUUCUUAAAGGCUAUGCGAGAUAAAGAAGGCAAUGUACUUAAGAAUGCUCAUAUACUCGGUUUCUUUCGACGAAUCUGUAAACUGCUAUUUUUCAACAUAAAACCUAUCUUUGUCUUUGAUGGAGGCGUGCCAGCGCUUAAACGCCGCACAGUGGCUGAACGCCGCCAACGGCGCGAAGGAGCAGCCAACAUUGUGCAAAAGACUGCUGAAAAGAUGCUAGCUUCCCAAUUGCGUUUAAGAGCUAUUCAGGAGGUUGAAGGGACAACAGACGGGAAGCAAAUCAUAGGACAUAUACCCGAUAAUGUUGUGUAUUACGAUGAGAUAAACUUAUCACCGCAUCAAAGAUAUAAACAAAAAAAGCAUGAUGAAUACGACUUACCCCCGAUGCAAGAAAGUUUUGAAUCGCUGUCAAAGAAAGAUGAUCUUCGAUUUGCAACAGAGGAUGAUCUUAGAAGAUAUAUUGAAGACUUUAAGACAGAAGACGUUGACAUUGACUCCGAACAUUUCCGAUCACUUCCAAUCGAAACACAAUACGAAAUCGUUAGCGAGCUACGGUUAAAAAGCCGCCGGACUUCUUGGCAUCGGUUGAAUAACAUGUUGCAGAUAGAAAAUCUCGUUCAUAGGAACUCACUUACACAGAAGCUGUUAGACGUUACUGGAUUAGGAUCUAAUUCGACGAAUGGAAAUCCUGUGAAAAUUGCUUCCGAACGAAAUAGAGAAUAUAUUUUGAUUAAGAAUACAAGCGAUAAAGGGGGUUGGACUAUUGGAAUAAAAGGAAGCAACGCGGCGGGCACAAAGGCCGAGCCAGUCGAAGUGGACACGAGUUCGGAUGAAAAAAGUGAUGAAUUGGAAGAAGUCGAACAAGCUGAAAAACGAACUAGUGAAGUUAUCGAAGUCAUCAGUGACGAUGACGAUGGUGACGUUGUAUUGUCAAAAGAGUUGGAUGAAGGCCCAUUGGGAGGUGAUGCCGCACUUGAGGAGACCGAAGAUGUCAUAAUGUAUGAUAGGGAAAAUCUCUUGUUGAAUCCCGUGGCAUAUGUUCAUGAAGAUGAAAGUAUUUCAUCGGUCAUGGCAAAGUUUGGACGAUUAGAACAAAACGACGAUACCCUUUCGCACACUCAGGCUCGUUCAAUCUUGCCUUCGAGUUCACCAGCACCACCAUUACCUGCACAAUGUCCUCAGACUAUGGCCCCUAAUAAAUUGGCUUGGUCUUCCGAAGGGCUUGAAUUGCCUAUAGAUACCUUUUAUGGCGUUUGGCUCUCGCGUGCACCAAACUCAUUCACUGCUGAAUAUCCUGAUCAUGAAAUACUAAUACAUGACGCAAUAUACAAAUGGAAUACGGAAGAGCUACAACGCGAGCUCAAUAAUGCCGUUAAAAAAUCGGGCAAAAUGAAGGAUGGAGAUUUUAAAACGUACGCAUUUUUAUAUUGGGAGUGUCUACUGAAAGCAAUAAUCGAGAGACGGAAGAUGGAAAAUUCAGUUAGUUUGGAAGGUGCUGAGAAAGAUACAGAAGCGAUGAUCGAAGCCAGUUCAUGGAAAGGCAAAGGUGUUGAUGUAGAUUCAGCCACUCAGACAAGUAAUGAUGGAGCUUCCAGAAUGAAGCCAAUAAUCCUUGAUGAAUCUGAUGAUGAUAUAAGAGAUUCGUCUUCCCUGUCACAAGGAAAGCCUUUGUUUUUAUCAAACGCUAUAGAUGUUACAUCUAUAGAAGAAUCUUCUGUACAAGAAAGUAUGUCAUCUGAUCAUAUCAUAGCUUCCGAUAGUCCGGCUACCAUAACAGAAAUAACGAGGACGUCUUUUGCAGAGAAUACUAGCGUUGCAGAUAGCUCUGAUGAUAGCGAUAUGGAAGAAGUCAUUAUCGAGAUACCACAAUCAACAACAUCCAUCAACGGAGUAUCCAUCGCGACUGUCGAAACUCCAAAUAUGGAAUCAUCCUUAACUCAUAACCUUUCAGUCAAAUCUCCCUUUUUCACAAAACAGGCUGUAUCCAAUAUAGACCCUGUCACCAAUAUAGACCCUGUCACCACUAUAUCACCCGCUUCUUCUUCCUCCGAAAAUGAAGGCGACCUCGACAAUUACGCCGCGUCAAAUGAUGAAGAGGACUCGAUACCUUCCCGGUUGAACGAAGAAAACACCGAAUUCGCACGAUUUAUAUCUGAAGUUAGAAAUAAAGACUUGGGUGCCGUCCAGCGGGAGCUAGACCAUGAAUUACAACAAUUGGACGAGAGGCGAAGAAGUGAGCGACGAGUUGCCGAUAGUAUCACGCAGACAAUGAUUGAUGACUGCCAACACUUACUUCGCCUGUUUGGCAUUCCGUACAUAGUGGCUCCGAUGGAAGCCGAAGCUCAGUGUGCUGAACUAUGUCGACUUUCGCUCGCGGACGCCAUCGUUAGUGAUGAUAGCGAUGUCUUUCUAUUCGGCGGUAGUCGUGUAUACAAGAACAUGUUCAACAAUCACAAAUAUGUCGAAUGCUACCUUGCUUCGGAUAUAGAGCGCGAGUUGCAUUUGGAUAGAAAGAGGUUGAUAGUAUUGGCGCUCUUACUAGGAAGUGAUUAUGCGGAAGGAUUACAAGGAGUUGGAGUGGUUACCGCCAUGGAAAUAUUAAACGAGUUCGAAGGAGAAGAUAUGCUAGUUAGUUUUAGAGACUGGUGGAUAGAGGUGCAGAACGGGAGAGAUAAAGGCGGGCCAAAGGAAAGUGACUUUAAGAGGAACUUCCGUAAGAAACAAAAGGAUCUCUUCCUAUCCACAGACUUUCCGGAUAGACGCGUAUUUGACGCGUAUAUGCGACCACAAGUAGAUGAUUCAGAAGCGCGCUUUGAAUGGGGGCUUCCAGAUCUCGAUUCUCUACGAGAGUUUCUUAUGCAAAAUCUUUCGUGGCCAGAAGACAAAGUAGACGCUACUGUCGUUCCAGUUAUCAAGAGCAUGACACUCCAAAAGGACGCAGCAGCGAAAAGGCGUCAGCUAACGAUCGACGCCUUUCUCUCUUCAACUGCUGUUGACACACCUACAACAAAGCGUAGGCGUGUUCAUCGUAGCAAGCGUAUACAACGAAUCAUCGACCGAUGGAACCAGAAAGCAAACAUGUCGUCCAGAAACAAUGAUGGCAGCGACAAUUCUCCCCAAGUUGUCAAAACCUCAUCAUCAUCUGAACUUUCGUCCGAUGCAGACAACAAUCUCGAUGUAGCAUCCGCGCGAGCACGGACUGGAAAGAAUACCAGGUCGAUAGGAAAGAUACGGAAACGGAAAAGGCGGUUGCAUGGAUAA